AAUUUGUAUUUGUUGUUUCAAAAUAAAAGUUCAUCGCCUAUAUGAUUGUCUUGCAAAUACUAUAUAAGUUUUAAAUAUUACUUUUAAAUAUUUAAUUAUUAUUUUAAAUUGUAAAAAAAGAAUCAAUAUCAAUUUAAUAAUUGAUAUUAUUUCAGAUAUAAAUGUACUUUAGAAAUUCCGUUUAAAGAAUCGAUAAUAUUAUCCACGUUGGCAAUUUACAAAUAAUUAUCAAUAAAUCUGUAUGAUUGCAUUUAUUGUUAUUAAUAAAAUAAAAUGGCCAAAUUAAAAGGACACGAAAGAUCACAGAAAAGAGCAAGGAUAUUAAAUCACAGUGAUUCGGAUACGACGUCAAUUUCUAAGAUGCCUAUUUUCAAUACAUUUUUAACAAUUAUAUUAAUAGGAGUUGCUAUUUGGUUUAGUUAUAAAGGAUAUUUAGAAACUCGUGUUAAUACGCCAUAUAAUGUUGAGAAAUUAAUUAAUGAAGCCAAAUUAAAUAAUUCCGAGAGAUAUUGGGGUACAUAUAGAUCAGGCGUUUAUUUUGGAAUGAAAACUCGAGAUCCUUAUUCAUUGGUAACGGGUCUUAUGUGGUAUUUUCCACAUUUUUUACGACAAGGAGGAGAUGGACUAAGACAUUGGUGUGAACAAGGCGAUAAAUUAGAUCGGUACGCUUGGUUAGAGCACGAUGGAGAAACUUUUGGCGUACAGGAAAUAGUUGAUGGUGGCGCUAUUUUAACAACAUCGUUUGUAAAAAAGCCAGGUGGUAGACACGGUGGCGAUUGGACAGCGAGAAUUGGUGUUAAAUCAGAAAAAAAAGGUGAACGCGAUGGCGAAGAAAUUUCAUUUAUCUUUUAUACGGCAAUUGAGGAUAAAACAAAUGGCAAAAUAAGAGUAGUUUUAGGUGAUAAUCAACGUCUCACUGGAAUGGAGGGCAAUACUGAGGGUUUGGGAUUUUUUUCAAUUAAUCUCAAUAUACUUAAAGGUCAAGUGGAGGAACAUUCAUUUUUGGCAACUGUUGCGCCUGGUUUACAUGUUUUAAAAGAAAUGGUAUUACAAAAUUUUCGCGUUGCCACACAAAAAGGAACGAAUAAAAAACACAUUGUUCUUGGCGGUGAACAAUUGUCAUCCACUCACGAUGGAAGUAAAUUAAAUCCAAAUUUCAUUGCAACACAAAUAACGGGAAAAAUACCAUUUGAAUUUGAAAUUAGUUUUGAAUCGGGAAGUUUUAAUAAUCGUAGUGAAAAAUUAAUUGGUGAACAUUAUCAAAAAAUACUCAAUGAACGACGACAAAAGUUUAAUGAGAAAUUUGAGAAAAUUUUUCAACUUACCGCAAAGGGUUAUAAAGAAGAUGAAGUUAAUUUUGCAAAAAUGGCUUUUUCAAAUAUGAUGGGAUCAAUUGGAUAUUUUUAUGGUUCGGCACAGGUGAAAAGUGAUUAUACCAAAGAAUCGGUACCUUAUUGGAAAGCUGCUCUUUACACAGCCGUUCCGAGUCGAAGUUUUUUCCCCCGUGGUUUUCUUUGGGAUGAAGGCUUUCAUGGAUUACUUAUUUCUACAUGGAAUUUAAAUAUUGAAAUGGAUAUUAUGAGUCAUUGGUUUGAUUUAAUGAAUAUUGAAGGUUGGAUACCAAGGGAAAUGAUUCUUGGACAAGAAGCACUUGUCAAAGUACCAGAAGAAUUUGUCACUCAAGUUAAUACAAAUGCAAAUCCACCGACAUUUUUUCUCACAUUAAAAUAUAUUCUCAAUCAUAAUCGUAAUGAAUUAUUGAGAAAUCAUUAUUAUUUAUUGGAUAAACUUUAUCCUAGACUUCAGGCUUGGUUCAAUUGGUUUAAUACAACACAAAUUGGUGAUAUACCAGGAACAUAUCGUUGGCGAGGAAGAAAUAGUACAACAAAUCGUGAAUUAAAUCCAAAAACUCUAACAUCAGGAUUAGAUGAUUAUCCAAGAGCUUCACAUCCAAAUUUAGAUGAACGUCAUGUUGAUUUAAGAUGUUGGAUUGCACUCGCCGCUAAUGUAAUGUUUGAAAUUGCUGAUAUUCUACAUAAACCAAGCUCAAAAUAUUUAGAUACUUAUAAUUAUUUAACAGACAAUGAUUUAUUAAAUCAAUUACAUUGGUCGCCAAGGACACAAACAUUUGCCGAUUUUGGAUUACAUACUGAUAAAGUAAACCUCAAGAAACCAACACCAUCACCAAGAUCACAUCAAUCUUUGGAAAUGUCACGUAUUGUUUUAGAGGAUCCUAUUUUAAGAUUUGUCGAUAAUACAUUUGGUUAUGUUUCAUUAUUUCCAUUUAUUUUACAAAUCAUUGAACCAAAUUCAUCGCAAUUGGGAAAAAUUCUUGACGAUAUUGUUAAUCCUGAUUUAUUAUGGACUAAAUAUGGAUUGAGAUCAUUGGCAAAAAAUUCUCCACUUUAUAUGAAAUAUAAUACAGAGCAUGAUGCACCUUAUUGGCGUGGUGCUAUUUGGAUGAAUAUUAAUUAUCUUACUGCUAAAGCCUUACAUCAUUAUUCAAUAAUUGAAGGACCAAAUCAAGCAAAAGCAAAGGAUAUUUAUAAAAAUUUAAGGAAAAAUUUAAUUAAAAAUGUAAUUUCACAAUAUAAAAAAACGGGAUUCCUUUGGGAAAAUUAUGGUGACACUUAUGGAAAUGGAAAAGGUUGUCAUCCUUUCACUGGAUGGACUUCGUUAACAGUUUUACUUAUGUCUGAAAUUUAUUAAAUUGUCAUUUAAUAUUUUUAAAUUUCAAUUUUCUGACUCAAACAUUAUAAUUUUUUACUAUAUAUAAUAGAGAAAUUUCAUUAUUAAUUAAAAGACAUUAGAGUAAAGAAAAAAUAAUAAAACUGAUAAUAAUGAAAUUAAAAAAAAAAAUUAAUAAUAAUUAGUCAUAAAUAAUAGAAAACAAGAAUUUAAUAGCAAGAAUACUAGUAAUCAUAUCAAAAAUAAUUGAUAAUCUUGUAGACAUAUUGCAAUUAUUACAAAUCAAUUAAAUAUUUAUCAAAUAUGUAUAAAAAUUUUUAAACUCAUUUUAACGUAGAAUAAAGUUUUAAAAAAUUUCUAAUAUAAAAUUUUAAAAUACUUCUUGAAUUUUUAUUCUAUUUUUUUUUUUUUUGAAUGAAAUUAAAAAUUGGUAUGAUUGAGUCAGAAAAGGGCAUUAUCUAUAGAAAAAUAAUAUAGACAAUCUAAUGGCAAAGAUUCUAAAAUUUUAAGCCUCGAAUAUUGCUUCAAACUAUAUUUAUGAAUUUUUGAAAUAGUUUUUCAUAUAUUAACAUUUUAAAGGUAUAUUGCUAUUAAAAUAAAACUUUAUAGUAUAUAAUAUUUUAAAGAACGUACAAAACUAAAUUUCAAAAUGGCUAAUUAGUGUAAAUGUAGAAUAAUCUAUUGUGUAAAUGAUUUUUUUUUUAUUCUAUAAAAUUAAUUUAAUAAACUAUACCUGUACGCGCCUUGGCUGUGAUGCAUUAAUAUAUGUGAAUAACAGCAUUUAAUUUUAACAAUGACUUUAUAAACCUAAAUGUAUUCAAUUUAAAAAAAUUUCUAUACGAUACUAUUCUACUGUUCUAUAUCUAUUUCCGACUGUAUAAUAAAAUUAUUUAUUUUUAAGAAA
Molecule: messenger RNA, 3592 nt
Organism: Leptopilina boulardi
Lineage: Eukaryota; Metazoa; Arthropoda; Insecta; Hymenoptera; Figitidae
Gene: GCS1
Exons: 4
Coding region: 274-2709 (811 amino acids)
Biological process (GO): protein N-linked glycosylation; oligosaccharide metabolic process
Cellular component (GO): endoplasmic reticulum membrane
Molecular function (GO): Glc3Man9GlcNAc2 oligosaccharide glucosidase activity
Source: RefSeq, a predicted model, not a curated record